Messenger RNA from Sceloporus undulatus (fence lizard), 6017 nucleotides. RefSeq names its product Krueppel-like factor 9. The record is from RefSeq and is a predicted model, not a curated record. Gene Ontology annotation, molecular function: RNA polymerase II cis-regulatory region sequence-specific DNA binding; DNA-binding transcription factor activity, RNA polymerase II-specific. The coding region runs from base 1 to 846 and encodes 281 amino acids. The transcript is spliced from 2 exons. Gene Ontology annotation, biological process: regulation of transcription by RNA polymerase II. NCBI's taxonomy places the organism in Eukaryota, Metazoa, Chordata, Lepidosauria, Squamata, Phrynosomatidae.
AUGUCCGCGGUCGCCUACAUGGACUUCGUGGCCGCCCAGUGCCUGGUCUCCAUCUCCAACCGGGCCUCGGUCCCUGCGGAGCUGAGCCAGGAGGAAGAGGAGGAAGAGGAAGAGGAAGGGGAGAGCCUCCCGAUGGCCGAGGAAGAGGCCAUGACCAAGGAGAUGGGGGACCCCCGCGACGCCUGGAAGGACUACUGCACCCUGGUCACCAUCGCCAAGAGCCUCCUGGAGCUCAACAAGUACCGGCCCCUGCCCUCCCGCUCCGUCUGCAGCGAGAGCCCCGACGACGAGGAGGAGGAGGACGCCGCCUCCGAGAGCAGCACCAGCAGCAGCAGCAGCAGCAGCGACGACGGAGGAGGAGGAGGAGGAAGCACCCCCGCCGCCCCCGCCCCCGCCGACUCCAGCCCUUCUUCCCACAGCUCCGCAGGACCCGAACCCAGAGCCCCCAAGGAGCAAGGCAGGGAAGGGGCGGCCUCGGAGCCCAAGGCGGCGGUCUCCUCCUCCUCUUCCAAAGGGAAGCCCCCCACCGAGAAAAGACACAAGUGCCCCUACGGCGGCUGUGGGAAAGUCUACGGCAAGUCCUCCCACCUGAAAGCCCACUACAGAGUGCACACAGGUGAACGCCCAUUCCCUUGCACUUGGCCAGAUUGCCUUAAAAAGUUUUCGCGCUCUGAUGAGCUAACACGGCACUACCGAACCCACACUGGGGAGAAGCAGUUCCGAUGUCCACUCUGUGAGAAGCGGUUCAUGAGGAGUGACCACCUGACAAAGCAUGCCCGUCGCCAUACUGAAUUCCACCCCAGCAUGAUCAAGCGAUCUAAAAAGGCCAGCUCUGCCUCCUUUUGAAGGAAUGACUGGCGGAGAUGGAGGGGGAGACCACCACCAUCAAAGGGGGCAUAACUGAUCAGCACAAAUAUGUCUGCCACUGUACAGUGAUAUUCCCCCUACUUGCAUUUUUAAAGCACAUGUAGCUGGAUGUUUAAAAACAAAAGGUUUAAUAUUUUGUCCCAUCUACCCCUACUAUGCUACCAACAACAGUCUUAAAUCAGUGGCUGCUGGGUGGGAGUGGGGAGGGGGGGAAAGACUGUGGGGAUCAGCAGAAAUAAUGCAACUUUUUUAUAUAUAUAGUUUAAAGAAUCAACACUGGUGUAUAUAUGUCUGACUGGGUGGUUUGACCUGUGACACCACAGUAGUGAUUCCAAGCUCUUUGUGAUUGCUGUGUCAUGGACUUGUUUUGUUGACUAAUGUAAUGCUGCUUGUAUUUAAAAGAAAAACAAAACAAAAAAAGUUUAGGAAAACCACUUUCCAACACACGUAAGUAUUUCUUGAGGAUUUUUUUUUAAAAAAGCUCCAUAGCACAUCCUUAGAAGAAGGUUCGCUUCUCUUUCUCAAUGAUCCAUUCUAUUCAAGACUGUUAAAGGGUAAAAAAAACCAUUACAUCUGUUGUUAUUAUUAGUGAAUUGGUAUACAAAACUAAUGAAAGAAGAAUGAAGCUGAAAUUUAUACUCAGGAAGACCUGUUUGGUACAACCAGGUCUUUUGAUGGUUGUUGUUUUUUUUAAAAAAAAAGCUAAACUUUUGAGUAUAAGCUGCUCCUUUUUUCCCUGGUGAAAAUUACUAAACAAAAAAGGAAAACAAGAAAUAAGCUGGUAUCAUACAUAUGUGGUUUGGUUCUUGGCUUGCUAUUGGGAAAAAAUAACAACACUGCAACAAGCCACUGUAAAGAAUGUGGCAGAAAUAUGAGAUCAUAAUAUUUUCCUUCUUUCAGCUGUUCUUAGAUUUUCAUCUGAAAAGCGUAUACCGUACUGUACUAUAUGAAUACCACUAACAGUGCUUUAUUCUGCUGUAUUUUGUUGGAAUGAAUGCAUAACAGCAGCUACCAUCUUGAUAAGCUACCACUUUUGUAAAGGUUUUUUCCUUAUGACUGACUCUCUCUCUCUCUCUCUCUCUCUCUCAAUGGUGCAUUCUUUUCAUCUACUUGCCAGAUUCCUGUAUCAGCCAACGGGAAAUAUGUGCAUUUGUGGUGGGAACAGAUAUCUUCCCCCACCCACAAAACAGUCUCUGCUCAAUCAGAGACAACUACAACUCAUUUUUAAAAACUUUUCAACAGACUUCUACCUUUUCAUAAGUUGCAGCUGUUGUACAGAGAAUGAGGGUGGGGGGGAAUCAACAACAAUAACAACAACAAUGAGGUAAUUAAAACUACCACGCGGGAGGUAUGUUGAAAUAUUUCUUUACAACACAAGCCUUGCCCUGAUGUACUGUGCAAUCUCAUUCUGUGUGGCAGGCUUGAUAUAGUUAAUGAUAAUGGCAAUAUUUCACCUGCUUAUAUGCUCAGGUUUGCUCUUUCAAACAGGAGCAAACACAUCAUUGGGGGGGAAAUCUUUUGCGUCUAGCCAAACUGUCAUCUUUGUUAAUGUUAAAAGCAUGAACCUUACAGAGGUUGUAAUCAUGGACUUUCCCUCCCCCAUCUCUUGUAAUGGUGGAGCAUUAUGUUUACAGACACCCACCCCAUCAACCCCAGAAAUGUUCUCCUGGUUGUAUGUUCUUUACUCCUCCUUCGCAUGAAGGAAGACAAGGUGCAACUGUUCUGUAUAUAGGGCUAAAUUGAUCUCUGAUAUAAUCACAUUGCAGAUAGUGGGAUUAUAUCAGGAUCAAUUUGCCCCAUCAUUGUAAAGAUCUGUACAUAUACAACUCUUGUAAAGUACACCUGCAAUGACAGUAUCUUCUUUGUUUCACCUGAUAAAAAGCUAGCUUCCUAGAAAAAAACAAAACAACAUCUCAGAGAGUAGAGUAUUCUACAAUUGUCUGUGGCUUCCAGCACUAGAACUCAGUAUGCAUCUAGCAUUUUUACCUGUGUGGUUCAUUAUAAAAUCUGUCUAUGCGAAGAGAACGGCUUCUAAAUAAAGGUGUUAGGGGCAAAGAACAAUCUAUGGCAUUUUAAAAGCAAAAAGGGAUGAGUUUUCUUCAGUGAAGACAUGUCAGGAAACCAAGCACACUUUCUACCUCCGUUUCAGCUUUUGAAACGUUUGUUUUAUGAUAAAACCAAAAUUAAUUUCUGGUGUCCAAAAUAAGUUGUAGGGACGUUUGUUCUUCCUUAUAAAAAAUAGGUAGCCUGGCUAUUUCUAUCGCUCUUGUGUAAAAAGUAUUCUGCUUUACCAGUACUGUUAAUGCUGCCUUGUGUGUUAGGGUGAGGACCUUGAGGUAGGCCAGCAACUCACAAAGUCGUAUCGUUCCAACUGUCCUCCCCUGCUAUACAAGACCAACUUGUCAGAGCCUAGAUUCUUUUGGAAGUCUUGCUAAUUCAACUAGAACAAUACUGUUGCUCUGAUAUAGGACAAGUGCAGUAUUAGCUAUCUAGAGUCUGGAUGCUGAGUGUUGUUAUUUCAUAAGGCAAGCCACAGGCACAGUGAACAACACCUCCUUAACAAAUAAUUAGGUCAGAUGGGAGACUGAGGCACAUGAGAAAAUGAGGUGUGGUGGCAUAGUGGUUAGGGCACUAGCCUGCAUUCCUGAGGGAGAUGAUUUCCACACUGCGUGGUCACCUCCACCCCCAGCCAGGGGCUAUCACCUGGCCUCUCAGGUUAGAAGGUCCAAGGAGGCCCAAUAGUUCCAUCCAUGUGGUUCCCUUGUAUACUGUAGGCUAUAGGAAUUGCUUUGCCUUAACCAGACCAGCCAAACAGCCAGAAAUAACACUCUGCUGUGCCCAAAAAAUGCAUUUACGCACAGCCUGUAAGCAGAAUAUAAUUUUUUUAAAAAAUCACGUGAAUUGUUCCUCUCUUAAAAAACAUUCUUAAUGUGCAAAGGCUAUCAUAGAAUGUAUAAACUUAAUGUUUAGGUUUAUUCUCUUAAUAGAUCUUCCAUUUUAAAAAAAAAUCCAAAAACAGCCAAAAAAAAAAAUUCCAAAAACCAUUUAACAUUCAAAUUUGUGACACUCUUGAUCCGCCUUCCCAUAACCUGGAGCCCAACUUCUAUCAUUCCCAGCUAAAAGGCUGGCUGGAGAUUAUAGGAGUUGCAGUUCAACAUACCCGGAGAGUACCAGAAUGUGGGAGAAAAUAUGCUCUUAAUUGUCACUAUAAUGAGCUGCGCAUGACCACUCUGCUUAUGGUGGUAGUACAGUACUUGUUUUUAAUGCAGCCAUCAGUUUGUGGUGAAUAGUUGUCUUACUUGUAGUUUAACAUCUGUGUCUUCACACUAAGGUGUGUGGCUGGUUUUGCUAGCAUUAUACAAGUCAGACAGCUCCUUCAGUACAAGCAGCCUUCAUGGCUCUCUUGGUGCAUGAUGGAAGGAGAACUACCACUAUCAGUGAAGCCAUCAUGUGCACCAGUCCUUGGCCACUGAGUGACAUUGGACUGCUUCCUAUGUUACUUUAAGCAGAUAUGGGUGUGCAUAACUAGGUCUUAAAGGGCUGCUAUAUGUGUUUGGUGGCAAGUAUCAUGUUGGGAACAUAGCAUGGAAAGGUAACUUUUCUGGACUGUAACUCUCAUAAUCCCCCACUCAGUAUGACCACUGUAUAGAUGGGGGAUUCUGGAAGUUAGGGUCUACAAAAUAACUUGGAAAAGUAACUGUUCAAACCCUUAGUACAUCUACAUUGUAGAAAUAAUGCAGUUCAUCACCACUUUAACUGCUAUAACUACAUCCUAUGGAAUUUUGGGGUUUGUAGUUUUAUAAGAUCUUUAGCCUUCUUUGCCAAAGAGUGCUGGUGCUUCACAAAUCUACACAUCCCACUUUCUGUAGGAUGGAGCCAUGGCAGUUAAAAGUGGUAUCAAACUGCAUUUUUUCUACAGUGUAGAUGCACGCUCUGUUUGGGAAUUUUGGAUGCCACUUCUUUUGUGUGAAAGCAAUUCAGGGGAUAAAAUAAUUAUUUUUCAGGAAAGAAAUGAUAGCUGGGAUGGUACUAAACUCUUCCUCACCCACCACUAUAUUUUACCGAAGCUGAGUUAAGCAGAGGAAUGUGGCUGCAAUGGACUGGAAGGGAAAUCAAUCAGCAAGGCUGUAAUCCUGCUGCUUCUGUCGUACAAGUUGUUCUGUCUCCUCAUUGCUUUGCAGCGGAAAAAUAGUGGCAAGGGUUUCCAGACCCAAACAUGUAUAUAGACCCAGAUGUAUUCAUGGAAAUGUUAUGGGAAAAGUAGCGUACAUGCCUGUGCCCCCAGAAGAGAUAUGUAUAUAGGACAAGUCUCAAGGAGGGUCAUGACUCUACUCUUAGAAGCAGAAGACUGUUUCCUUGGCUGUAAUUCUCAAGACACUUAUUUGAAGGCAGGUUUCACUGAAUUUGGGAGACUUGCUUUCAAAUAAGCAUGAUUAGUAUUGAAGUGUAAACCAUGCUUCUUAGGGGUCUUCCAAAAGUAACAUCAAAAGCUGCCCAAAGUUUAUUAACUACUACUACUAACAACAACAAAAUCAAGAUAAAGUAAGAUGUGUUUGUCUCUUGUUGUAAAAACAGUCUAUGGGUUUUACAUGCAAACUUCAAAAUGUGGUAAAAAAAUCAGCUGUAAUCUUUUUAAGAAAAAGUAGUGUUGGAAGGGACUGUUUGCAAAUGUUGAGAAGAAAGAAAGAUCGAGCUCUCUGCAAACACACUUGCCACAUUACUUUGAAAAUUCUUUAAAGAGUGCUGAUGUGAAGGCGGCUCCUCUCCUCAGUUCUGAAAGACCUUCCUAGAGAAGCCAUGGCUUUAAAACUAUAGCUAUACAACAUCUUUUGUGAACAAUUCUGAUGACUUCUAUAUAGGUUUCUUUUCUGUUUGGUGAUGGACUUACUGUAGCCCAGUAUGCACCAGAACUUCAAAUGCUCUUCAAAUGCUGUUUUAUGACAGAUUAACAAAUCUGUAACACUGUAAAAACCAACCUUUACAAGUUUAAUCCAUUUUAUUUUUGUACAGUAUUCGUAUUCUUUCUAAGUUAUUUUGCUGUCCUGUUUUGUAAAUCACAUGAAAUUGUAAAAAAGAAAAAAGUAGGCAUAGGUGUUUUUGUACAUAUGUAUAUACAUUGUCCAAAUAAUAAUAAAAAAUAAUAAAAACAA